AUGAAGCUGAAAGUCCCUCAGCUCACGAUCGCCACUGCAGUUGUGUUUUGUCAUCGAUUCUUCCACGUUGAGACCGCAUACGAAUUCGAUACCAUGGUGAUGGCCACUGCCUGCCUAUUUCUCGCUGGAAAAGUGGAGGAGACCCCGAAGCCCCUGAACGAUUUGGCCCACACAUCUUAUUAUUUACAGCAAAAGCGCAAUGAUCCUACACAUGUCGAAGGUUCAGAGCAGGAAGGACACGUUGAAUUGCGGGAAACUAUACUAAGAGCCGAACGGAUUCUUCUGCACCGGCUCGCGUUUGAUUUCAACGUACAACACCCAUAUAAGCAUCUACUUUCGGUCAUCAAAAGGCUGAGUCAAACAGGUCUGAUAGAAGAGGACUCCACCAAAUCCCUUGCCCAAGUCUCUUGGAACUUUGCAAACGACAGUCUACGAACGUCCUUAUGUCUCGAAUACGACGCGAAACACAUAGCCGAGGCAGUCGUAUACUUGGCAACUAAAUUUCUCAGCUCAAAGUUCGAGCUACCCAAAAAGUGGUGGGAAAGCGUCGACAUAGAUCCAAACACUUCCGAGCUGAUCGGAAACCGAAUACUGGAUCUAUACGAGCAAUCAGGCCGUGAGGGAGUUAUUCAUGUGCAAAGCUCCGUCUAA
Messenger RNA from Ostreococcus tauri, 651 nucleotides. RefSeq names its product Cyclin, N-terminal. The record is from RefSeq and is a predicted model, not a curated record. NCBI's taxonomy places the organism in Eukaryota, Viridiplantae, Chlorophyta, Mamiellophyceae, Mamiellales, Bathycoccaceae. The transcript has 6 exons. Gene Ontology annotation, molecular function: cyclin-dependent protein serine/threonine kinase activator activity. Gene Ontology annotation, cellular component: cyclin/CDK positive transcription elongation factor complex; nucleus. Gene Ontology annotation, biological process: regulation of transcription by RNA polymerase II; positive regulation of DNA-templated transcription, elongation. Bases 1 to 651 code for a protein of 216 amino acids.